UCGAUGUUCUGUACAUGUAAUUGUUAUUGAAAAUAUAAAAUUUAAGAACGAAAUAUCACAUAAAACUGUGUAUUGCAGUGAUUUUCUGGAUUGCAGUGAAUGUUUGCUAACAUUUUAUGGAUGCUUUUAAGCGAUCCAAGUGCUCGAACAACCUCCUUUCGACCGUGAAUAAUGAUUGUCACGAAAUAAAACCUACAGGGCUAAGCGCGCUUCUUAUUCUAAAGAUUUGAAUUUGAAAAAGUAUUCAUGGUUUUGAGAGGGCAGCUGUGCAAUCCUCAUACAAAUGAAGCUAUGGCUUCUGAUCAACCCGUCAAGAAGAAACAGAGAAUCGACGCUCCUGAUAUUGACGAAGGCAGUGACCGAUCCGCCGAGGAUGUCCUGACCGACAUCUUCGAAAGCGAAACACCCGCUGAAACCUCUGAAGAAUUCCCAACAAGGAAUGGAGAGUCCCCAGACAGUGGUACUGUUAGUGAAGAUGCUGUCGACUGUUCUAGCAUAUUGAGGCUCCAGAGUGAUUCUGGUGUGGAAAUCUUACCGUCGUGUUCAAAUACAAACUCACAGUGGAAUUCUGAAAAUGACAAAUUACUAUCUGAACUGAGGUUACUUCAAAAUAACUUAAUCGGGCAGUGUUUAUGUCAAUUUGAUGAAAAUAUUGUUACACAACUAUUUGAUCGACAAUUGAAUAUUUCAACAUGGCCUUUGACGUCUUCCCUAACUUAUCUCUCGACUAUGCAGCUGAUGUUCGACAUAUAUCUCAAACAAAAUGGUACAGGAACAAUAUGUUCAAAAGUAAUGCAAGCAUGUGACUUACUAGUACGUAAUAGACAUGAUUGGAUAACCGAGGUUGUUGAAUUAGCUGACCACAAAAGUAAAUACAUCACAUUCAUAGCCAGUAGAGUAUUAGCUACAUUUUUGAUAGUAUCAAAAGACACAGUAGAUGAAAACUGGUUACAACAGAUAGCUGAAAAUAUUUAUUUAUUCGAUAGAAUCAACAGAAUUACAGUACAAAAGAUAAAUUUUACUCUAGAUAUAAUUAAAAGGAUAGUGGAGUGGAAAGAUGUUGAACAGCAUCCUUUAGAAGACAGUAACUACAUUAACACACCAAGUAAUACUUAUGUUCAAGAAGACAAUCCAUUUAGAAGUAAUAUAGGCUAUUCUAAUAGUACAGAAGGCCCAUCAAGUUCACAUAACAAUUUACACAAUGAAUUUUCAAAUUUACACACAAAUAGCACUCCGUCGACAUCAAAUGAACAGGCGGAGAAGCCCGUAAUCUUUAAACUACAAGAACCAGUAUUAAAAUUAGACUCUAAUGAGGAAAGGCAGGAGAUGGAGCAUUCUCCUGAAACACCAUCUGAAAGAAUAGAAAGAGUCAAUGAGCAUGGUUGCGUGACUGUCAUGCUGACAGAUUCUGAAUCUUUUGACACUUCACACAUAAAGUGCUUAACGAUAAAAACCUUGGAGCACCACUGGCCGAUUCUUGUGAAAAACAUGAAACUUUUACUACUAAGGUACCUGAAUUUAGCUAAUGCUGAAAAUUGUAUAUUAACAUUUUUUUCUUUAUGGGAGAACAUCAUAAGUGUUAAAGCGAAUCUCUCGAUAAUCGAUACAAAACCAUUUUAUGCAGACCUUCAGAGCUUUGUUGAUUUACUAAGGAAUACAAUGUUGCCGAGUUUAAUAUACACACAUUUGUUAAGUUUAUUCAAUGAGGUUCUAUGUUAUGGUUCGACAUUAGCUUUACAAGAUAUUUUACCUGAAGAAAUAUGCAGCUUAGCUCACUCAAUAGUGAGAUUUGUUAAAGAUUUUAGGUUAUUAAAUAAUGUAAGAGUACAAAAUAGUAGGAGUGGUUUUGGCUUUUUAGGGCACGACUGUAGGGUUGUAACGGACUAUUCCUUAGGGCCUGAAGUAUUACCCUUAUCAUCCUCGAUACAGUUAGUAGACCAGAGUUAUGGAGAUGAUGAAAUUGAUCAACAAUCACAGUCAGAGGUAGACAAGACUAUGUUGCAAAGAAUGUCUUUGCUUGUGCUAAAAUCUAUAGCUGUCACAGUCAAAGAGAUGAGAUGCGAUUCGUCAGACAGUUCAAUAGACUCAUCAGACUACAAUGCUAUACAAGACAUGCAGAUUGUAGAAAGGUCAAUACGGGAUGUAUUGAAGAAAUUAGAUGUUUUUAUACGGAAUAGUUUAGAUUUCCAUCCAGAAACACCAUUCACAAAAAUGUUAAUACAUUUGUUUAGUGAGCAAGACGAUUAUCUAAUAGAAUCAAUGGUUUGUACUUUGGAUAUUACAGUUGGCAUCGUCUAUAGGAAUUCCGUGUAUCCAGACUUAAUACCGAUGUUGAAUCCGAUUUCAUCGUUCAUAGAAUUUCUUAAGGUUGUUUCACACGACAGUGAUGUUCUGUUGGAUUAUUUGGUAAGUAAUGAGACAUGUUUUCUGCUAUACUUACUACGGUUUCUUAAAUAUGUAAGAAGGAACUGGCCUAAGUUUCUUGAUACAUGCCAGCAGACUGAUGCGGGAGGCACGAGAGGCCUAGACGACACAAUGAGAGUCUUAAUACGAUUACGUUUACAAAUAAGUCGAUUAGUGUCAAAAUCACUCUUCCCAUACAACAUAAGUCCUGUUCUGAGAUUGUUGGAGGUUUGUGAAAGCUUGUAUGAAGGUAACGAAUUUAGCUGAAUAUUGAUGUUCAUCAUUAAAAUUAACCCACACAAUAUACUGUGUGGGCUAGGAAGGUGUCCCCUUUAAAAUUACAAAGACUGCUAUCUUUAUUUUUACAUUCCAAAAUUCCUUACUCUAAAUGGUACUUUGUGCUAAUUCAUUUAAUUUAUAUUAGACUUUAGGAAUGUAUUAUUUGUAAUGAUAGAUGUAGAUUAUAAAAUUAUGGAUGUAUAAUAAUCGUCUUCCGUUUUUUAAAUGGCUUUUAAAUUGUGUACAGUGUGUUCAUAAAUGAAAAUUGAUGUUUUUCUAAUGAUUAUUUUUAUACAAUAUAUUUUCUAUGAGAAACUCAAUGUGCCUUAUUUUAAUAAAUGAAAGGUGCUGUACGGGAUAGGAACAAUUAUAUAAACAUUGCACAAAUAUAUAUAUAACAUACAAUUUUUUUUGUAAACAUAAUUUAGCAUAAUAUUAUUAGGAUAUAAUUUUGUAUUGAUUUAUUUGUUAGUGUUAAUUUAUUUUAAUUUCGGUUGUAUUAUAUAAAGUUAAGUUUUUUGCGUAAACGGGUCUGUGAAAGUUUUCUAUUUUUAAACUAAAUAAUGAUCAGUGCCGCGCUUUUGUGUGUAAAUAUUUGCCAUCAAUUACCAUUUUAUAUUAUGUAACUGUAAUAAUAAUAAUCAGUAUUAAUACAAUAUCCUAUUUAUGUUGAGAAAUAAUUUUGUAUUUUUUUUUUCGUGAAGUUCAAUGCUAUUUGCUUUGUAAACUUAGAAUGUCUGAUUGAUAAAACCGAUGUAACGAAAGCUGAUUAGAUUUAGAUUAAAAUUUAUUGUUUAACGGCACCACCUAAGUGUUGGCAAGGCACACAAAGAGCCUGCACUGGUAGGUACCAUAAGGUUACCUAACUAUGCCUCAACUUCCCCUCCAGGUCUGGUUUCCGGUGACCACUUGGCACAAGGUGGUGAGAGCUAGUUUGAUUGUCUAAUGCAGAGGCUCCCACACUUAAUUUGUCUACUACCCACUUUGAGAAUAAAUUAUCUUAUAGCGCCCCCACUUAUUCACCUACUUAAAAACCACUGCAGCGAGA
Bombyx mandarina (wild silkworm) is the source of this 3730-nucleotide messenger RNA. It is a transcript of the gene lin, whose product is annotated as protein lines homolog. Lineage: Eukaryota; Metazoa; Arthropoda; Insecta; Lepidoptera; Bombycidae. The record is from RefSeq and is a predicted model, not a curated record.